This is a messenger RNA of Penicillium paradoxum, 2418 nucleotides long. Its product is annotated as small subunit rRNA maturation protein TSR1. Lineage: Eukaryota; Fungi; Ascomycota; Eurotiomycetes; Eurotiales; Aspergillaceae. The transcript is spliced from 2 exons. Gene Ontology annotation, molecular function: U3 snoRNA binding; GTP binding; GTPase activity. Gene Ontology annotation, biological process: endonucleolytic cleavage of tricistronic rRNA transcript (SSU-rRNA, 5.8S rRNA, LSU-rRNA); maturation of SSU-rRNA from tricistronic rRNA transcript (SSU-rRNA, 5.8S rRNA, LSU-rRNA); ribosome biogenesis. Gene Ontology annotation, cellular component: preribosome, small subunit precursor; nucleus. The coding region runs from base 1 to 2418 and encodes 805 amino acids. The record is from RefSeq and is a predicted model, not a curated record.
AUGCCUGCCCAGCCGGUGCACCACCACCGCUCCACCACCAAGGUUUCCCACAAGCCCUACAAGAGCAAGCAUGCUUCCAAAGGCGCCUUGAAAGAUCUAGCCAAAGGCAAAAUCGAAGGUGAUGAGCGGGGCGGUCGUAAGACACCCCACCAACAGCUCAAGUCAAAACUCGAUCGCCGCAAUACCGCUCGCCAGAGACAGGCUCUGAAGCACCAGGAACGUUCCCAAGCCACAAGCAUCUUCGCCGGCCAGAGUGGUGCUCCCCGACAUGUCGCAAUUGUGCCGUUGACCGCCGAUAUUGAUACCGCCGCCGCUAUCUCUUCUAUCAACGAGAGUGUUGAUGUGUUGACCGAUGUCUCGCCCGAUGGACCUACCCGUGUGCGCAUUGAUCGAUUCCGCCAAAGUGUGCAGUAUGUUCCCGCCAAGUACGAUUUGUUGAGCGCUCUGGAUGUCUGCCGUAUGGCCGAUUUCGUUGUGUUGGUGCUGUCAUCUCAGGUUGAGGUUGAUGAGCAGGGAGAGAUGCUGUUGCGCUCGAUUCAGGGCCAGGGUAUCUCUAAUGUGUUGACUGUCGUACAAGGUCUCGACAGGAUCGACCCCCCUAAGAAGCGGCCUCAGGUGGCUGCUUCCUUGAAGUCUUUCAUUAAUCACUUCUUCCCCACUAUCGAGAAGGUUAUGUCACUCGACUCUCGACAGGAAUCUUCCAAUGCUAUCCGAUCCAUCUGCACUGCUACCCCCAAGGGUAUCCGCUGGCGUGAUGACCGCAGCUGGAUGUUCGUUGAGAAUGUUCAGUGGCCAGAGUCUAACCUGGAGGUGGUCGAUGACGUUGUCAUCACUGGUGUUGUUCGCGGAAAGGGCUUGAAGGCAGACCGCAUCGUUCACCUUCCCGGAUGGGGUGAUUUCCAGAUCGAUUCAAUCACAGCAGCGCCGCUUACAACCGCAAAGGGUAAGCGGGACGAUGCAAUGGCCGUUGAUGCCGAUGAUGCUACACAAAUCCUGGACGCCCCUACUGCGGAUCAGGACGACAUGGCAGCUGUUGCCCCUGAAGAGAUUGAGAUGGUGGAUGACGACAUGAUUUCCAUGGCUGAGACAGAGAAGAAGGGUGUUCUGCUGGACGACUACCACUACUUCUCGGAUGAUGAUUCACACAUUCCGCCAGUACCCAAGAAGUUGCCCAAGGGUACUUCAAAUUACCAGUCUGCUUGGUAUCUCGAAGAUGUCUCAGACUCUGGAUCUGACAUGGACGAUGACGAUGAGCCUAUGCAGAUGGAUACCGCUGGAGCACCCGAGGAUGGUGUGUUCCCAGACCACUUGGAUGCGAUGACCGAGGGUGGUCCUUCAGAAUACCCGCAAUCUGAGAUGUUCCUCGACCCCUCCCCAGAGGAUGAGGCCCAGGAAUUGGCCGACUACCGUGCCAGCCGUAAGACCGAAGCCGAGGAGGACCUGGAGUUCCCCGAUGAGAUUGAAUUGCACCCCAACGUGCUUGCCAGAGAACGUCUGGCCCGAUUCCGUGGGUUGAAGAACCUGAAGCUCAGCCACUGGGAAACAUCCGAGGAUCGUCCUUAUGAGCCCGAGGAUUGGCGCCGACUGCUGCAAUUUGCCGAUCACCGUGGUUCCAAGAACCGCAUCAUGAGAGAGGCUCUCGUGGGCGGUGUUAACCCCGGUACUCGAGUGGAUAUCCACCUUCGCGCAGUCCCCUCCAUUCUGCGCAACAGCAGCAAGCCGAUUUCACUCUUCUCUCUGCUCCGCCACGAGCACAAGCAGACUGUAGUCAACGUCAGCAUGACCCUGAGCUCCAGCGUGGAGAAGCCUCUCAGGGCUAAGGAGCAACUUGUCGUCCAGUGUGGUGCCCGCCGCAUGAUCGUCAACCCCAUCUUCUCCUCGGCUGAUAACACACCGAACAACGUUCACAAAUACGACCGUUUCUUGCACCCCGGUCGUAGCGCUAUCGCAUCCUGGAUUGGACCCAUGACCUGGGGCUCUGUUCCCAUCCUCGUCUUCAAGAGCAAGCAAGCCGAGGAGGAGGACGGCGACGAGGCAAUGGAUACCGCCGAAGCCAAGGACGAGCCGAUUGCCCUUGACCAGCUCGAGCUGAUCGGUACCGGUACCGUUGUUGCACCCGAUCAGAAGCGCGUGGUUGCCAAGCGUGCCAUCCUUACCGGUCACCCUUACAAGAUCCACAAGAAGGUCGUUACCAUCCGGUACAUGUUCUUCAACGCCGAGGAUAUCCAAUGGUUCAAGGCCCUCCAGCUGUGGACCCGCCGUGGCCGCAGUGGAUACUUCAAGGAGAGUCUUGGUACACACGGAUACUUCAAGGCUACCUUCGAUGCCAAGAUCAACCCGCAAGACUCCGUGGGUGUCAGUUUGUACAAGCGUGUCUUCCCUCGCAAGGCUAAGGCUUUGGAGGCUAUUGCUGCGUAA